Molecule: messenger RNA, 1469 nt
Organism: Nelumbo nucifera (sacred lotus)
Lineage: Eukaryota; Viridiplantae; Streptophyta; Magnoliopsida; Proteales; Nelumbonaceae
Source: RefSeq, a predicted model, not a curated record
ACAAAUUGGUUCUGGCGCGAGUUGCAGAGAAACGUUCAGAUUUCAAAAAAAGAAAUCCUUUGGCUCAUUUCUUCAUCCUCUUCUCUUCUUAACUUCUUACUCUUUGAUGCUCCACUCCAAUUCUGAUCUUCUUUCUCUUUGUUUUACGUCGCAAUCUCUUUUCUCUCUUUUAACUCUGUUUAGAUUAACAACUAUAUGCAUGGAAGGGAGAGAGAGAACGGUCUCUGGCUCUCCGGCUAACACUACCACGGAGACUGAGUCUCCGGUGAGCGGAGGUGGGCCGGGAUCGGGAGCAGUGGGGGCAGUACCAAGUGGGUUGGUGCCGCAGGUGAUGAACAUGGCAGUAAGCAUGAGUAUGGAGAGAAGCUUUGGAGGAGCAGUGGGGAUGGACAUGAUGGGUAGAAAGAAGAGAGGGAGGCCAAGAAAGUAUGGUUCAGAUGGGAGCAUAGCUCUGACACUCUCACCAGGCUAUUCUUCAUCUCCUUCCGACUUCUCUCCCAAGCGGAAUAGAGGGCGGCCACCGGGUUCUGGCAAACGGCAAAUACUUGCUUCUUUAGGUGAGUUGAUUGCAAAUACGGCAGGAGGAAACUUCACUCCACAUGUGGUUACUAUAAAUACAGGGGAGGAUGUUGCAGCAAAGAUAUUUUCAUUUUCUCACAAGGGUCCUCGGGCCAUUUGCAUUCUCUCAGCCAAUGGAGCUGUUUCAAAUGUUACAAUUCGGCAGCCUGGUUCUUCUGGUGGUAUUUUGACAUAUGAGGGGCGUUUCGAGAUAUUGUCCUUGUCUGGGUCCUUCGCAAUCACUGAUACUGGUGGUGGAGUACGCAGUAGAACUGGUGGAAUAAGUGUUUCAUUGGCUGGUCCUGAUGGUCGUGUGAUUGGUGGGGGAGUAGCAGGAUUAUUAUUGGCUGCUAGCCCAAUCCAGGAUGAUGGCACCUGUCAUUCUAUGGGUCCUACCUGAGUGAUGUCUCAGGCGAAAGAGACCUGAUCAAGAUGAUCCUGUUCACUGGAUUUAAGCUUCACAAUCACCUUGAAGCAACACUCGGAAACAGCCUCUCUGUAUGUGCAGGGGUAAGACUGCGUACAUCUGUCCCUCCCCCAGACCCCGCAUUGGCGGGAGCCUCGUACACUGGACUGCCCUUUUUAAUUACUUUGAAGCAACACAGAGGUGUUAUGUUUAGUUAAUUGAGUAUAUUCUUGACAUAUGUAGUUAAAAAUACUCUUCCAAAUGCUAAGGUUGCUAUGAAGUUUUCAGUGAUUAGUGGAAAUAUCUUACAUAGAAAUUCGUGCUAUUACCCCUCAUAACCAUGACUUUGAUGAGUUCUACCUUGAUUAAUUUAGUUAUGGAGCUUAGUUUAGGUAAUGCACCCUCCUUUAAUGAGUAGAGUUCUGCUUCAGCAUCUCACUUAAUGAAGUAAUGCUACCAUCAGCUUGAUAAUUAUUAUAAAAUCCAUGAUUUCAUGUGUGCUGUU